AGUGUCGAUAGAGUGUGGAGGGCGGGAGACACGGCCAGUGACCUCUCCGGCUCAGUCAGAGAGGCAAACCGUGUGUGUGUGUGAGUGUGUGUGCAGUGAGCAGGUGAGCCGCGCGCCCUGAGGUGACGGACGGCUCACCUGUGGGGCGCAGUCGACACAGGAGGAAGGCGCGCUCACCGCCCGACCGGUUCUAGGAGCGUCACGGCAGCGUCCAUUGUGCCGUGAAUCACCGGUCCGGCGGCGGCCGGAGCAGCGCCGGGCUCAGCAGCGGCGGCGGGCUGAUUCAGCGUGCGCUCGGCCUCCGGAGCGUUUGUGUAUCGCCGGCGCCGGCCGGUCUCCCGCCGGAGGACCGGGCGCCGCCGCCGACUAACCGUCGACAAAAAGUGGAAGGGCGCAGGAAGGGCGCUGUUACGGAGCCCGCUCGGCGCUGUCGCGGCGCCCGCUCGCUGGCGGGUCCUGGCGGGACACGGCUGUCAGCCUCUGUCGCUGGGUGAUACGGCGGUGAGCGCUGGUGAGACCUGGGUCUGAGUCCCGACGGCUCCCGGUCCAGUGAACAGCUGGGGCCCAGGGGGCGGGGCUCGGCCGCGCCAGCUCGGAUUAUACUCGUAUCGCCCGUAUGGCCUCCGGCGCUAUCGACGUGUGACAGUGGCCAAACGCGCUGUUUGCCUGUGCUAGCAUUGGUGUGAGCGAGUGCACGACCGCCAUCGGCCUGAAUAAUGAACGGUGCAGAGAGUUGUCCUUUGGUGAAGGGCGUCUAACAAGGCGACUAAAUGGGAAAGGAGGUGAAAUCGGCAAACGGCACAGCGGUGCCCAGCGGCGCCCAUCCGCCGUCCACAGUGCUGAAGGACCUGGCGCACAACAACGACAUAUUGUACAGGAGUCACGGGAGCAGCGACAGCCGCGAUGGGCCCCGGACGCCGACCGACCUGCAUCUGCCGUCGCCGGUGGCUCGGCGGCUCUCCACCGGCGCCGCGCUCACCGUCCAGAACUCAUUCUCGAGACGGUGCAGCUCGUACUGCAACGGCAGCCAGGAGCACGGCGACACCGCCAACGGCCAGCACGGCGCCGGGCUCGGCGAGGAUCUGUCUGCUCCGAAGCCGCGCCGAGUCAGCUCGUGCUGUAACGUGACCGAGGAGCACAACGUGCUGCCCGACCAGCCGUACCGCGGUAACGCCAAGAAGAUCAGUGAGCUGCUGGGGCGCGCCAGCGAAUACCUGGACUUCACCGAGGAGGAUGCAUACUUCGGGGACGGCGGAGGGUUCGACUUUUCAACGAUAGAGUACAAGAGCCGGAUCGCCGACCCGUCCCGACCGCCGCAGAAAGGCUGCAACUUUCACUACAUCCGCUGGAAGGUCCGCCGCACCGUGGAGCAUCUGGCCGUCCGUCUGUUCGUGCUCGUCCUCAUACUGAUCGACAUCUCCAUAGUCAUCGUCGACCUGACCAACUUCAAAAGCCACCUGGAUCACAAGUUGGCCAUCAUCAGCUUCGCGUUCUCCUGUUUCUUCUUGCUUGAAGUGUCACUCCGAAUCUUCGGUGUCGGGCCAAAAUACUUUUUCAACUUCACACGGCACAAUGCGUGGUGGAACAUCCUGGACUUCGCCGUCGUCGUCGUCACUUUCAUUACAUCUCUGCUAGAUCUGACCGUUGAGAACUUAGCCACCGACGGAUCAAAACUCGUGGUGUCGCUGCGGAUAAUCCGCGUGAUGCGGCUGCUGCGAAUCUGCGCUCAGCAGGACCACCUGAAAACCGCCGCCAGACAAAUCAUCUCCGAAAACAAACGAAGAUACCAAGAGCACGGUUUUGACCUGGACCUAUGCUACGUAACGGAGCGGGUUAUUGCCAUGAGCUUCCCUUCAUCAGGAAAAAUGUCCGUCUACAGAAAUCCAAUAGCGGAGGUGAGCCGCUUCUUCAAUACCCAGCACAAGGGCAAAUACAUGCUGUACAACCUGUGUUCGGAGCGCACCUACGACACGUCCUAUUUCGAGGGGCGCGUCCAGCACGUGAAGAUAGACGACCACAACGUGCCCACGCUCCAACAAAUGCUGGACUUUACCACCUCGGUCAUCAACUGGCUGAACGCUGACGCCGAGAACGUGGUGGCCGUCCACUGCAAGGGUGGCAAGGGCCGGACGGGCACCAUGAUCUGCAUCUACAUGGUGGAGACGGGCCUCUUCUCGACGGCCGACGAGAGUCUAGACUACUUCGGCAGCCGGCGCACCGACCUCAACGUCGGCGGCAAGUUCCAGGGAGUCGAGACGCCCAGCCAGAGCCGCUACGUGGGCUACUACGAGUGGAUGAAGAACAACCGUCACCACCUGCCGCCGGAGACGCCGCGCCUGCUGACGCAGCUGCGACUGAGCGGCCUCAGCACGGUCGGCAGGGGCGACGGCGGCGACUUCAGCGUGGUGGUCUCCAGCCGCGCCGGCCGCCUCUUCGAGGCCAGCUGCGCCACCGGGCGCGGCUGCAUCCACGCGUACGACAAGUCGUCGGACGAGGCCACCAUCACGCUGACCGACUGUCCAGUCCUCACCGGAGACGUCCAGAUAAAGUUCAAAUGCUCCUCGAGAAACGUGCCCCGAGGCUAUGAAAACGUGGCGUUCUACUUCUGGUUCCACACCGGCUUUAUCACAAACAGCAGACUCACCCUGAUGAGAGAGGAUCUGGACAACCCGCACAAGCCCAACACGUGGGACGUCUACACCGACAAAUUCUGCGUGGAGUGCACGUUUGGCUGAUGGAGCGACGGUGGCGCCGCCACCGGUGCAGUCGGGAAACUUUGCGUCGGGUCUCGGGUGGGCGGGGCCGGGGAUGAAGAUGUGUGUGCGGGGGGAGGGAGGGGGAGCGACCGAGAUGAAAUAUACGGACGAUACGGUC
This is a messenger RNA of Amphibalanus amphitrite, 2874 nucleotides long. RefSeq names its product phosphatidylinositol 3,4,5-trisphosphate 3-phosphatase TPTE2-like. Lineage: Eukaryota; Metazoa; Arthropoda; Thecostraca; Balanomorpha; Balanidae. Gene Ontology annotation, cellular component: membrane; cytosol. The record is from RefSeq and is a predicted model, not a curated record. Gene Ontology annotation, molecular function: phosphatidylinositol-3,4,5-trisphosphate 3-phosphatase activity; monoatomic ion channel activity; protein tyrosine/serine/threonine phosphatase activity. The transcript has 15 exons. Gene Ontology annotation, biological process: dephosphorylation; transmembrane transport; monoatomic ion transport. The coding region runs from base 771 to 2735 and encodes 654 amino acids.